CAAGGACAAUUACCGGUGCCGUCAAAGCAGCGACUCUCUUUUCUUUUAACCGAACGAAUUACGCUCUCUCGUAAAUCGUGCCAUCGUUUGAAAUUCACUCGUCGUCGUCUUCGAUAUCUCGGAGUCGAACGUACUUGCGCAAGUGCCGCCGCUUGACCAGUCGCGUGCAAACAUGGCGGCCGGCGACGCUCGCUUUCGCGCCUUUUCUCAGCUGACACGACCGACGGGCGCACCAAUGUCAACGGGCACGAAAACAUCGCCGGAUCGGCGGGCGUGGAGUAACGAGCCGAUAUGGAUCAGAAAGCAAAACGGAUCAAGCUGUCGAAGGAAACAGCUAUCGCCGAGAUUGCGUCGUCUAUCGACGACGUGGCCAGUUCCUUGAAAUCUAUCGCCGAGAGCCAUAGCGAGAUCCUGCAGAUAAACACGACUGUCGUUGAAUACUUGCAGAACCGUGAGAGACGUCGGAGAGCGAUAAACCAAGGUCCAGAGGCCGCGGAACCAACGGACGUCGAGGAAGAGCAAUAGCAAUUAUUUUUUUUAGAGCGCGAAAAUGACGGACAAACGUGCCCAAGCAGUUUCGGUUGCGAAUCAUUAUUUCGCGUUGGUCGAUGGAAUGGUUCCCGGUUUUAAGGAUCAUCUUGCAGAGACCGUAGUACUCAAAUGGUUCGGAAACGUGGUCAGGGGAAGAGAAAACGUAGUUGCUUUUUUGAUGUCCAAUAAAAAGGGGUCUUUUCACACGUUUCCCGACAUUACGGCAAUUUCGAAUAUGUCUUGCAAAAGCGAACAGUCGAAUCGGACGAUAAAACGGCCCUUGGAUCAGAACGCUAACUGCGAAACCUACACGAACAAUCAUUUACACGAAGAUCAUGCUUCACACGAGACUGAAAUGUCAACGACCCAUAAAAUCGUAAAAGAUUACAAUCCGAAAAGCAAUGCGAAUGUUGCGGACAUACAUGAAGCAGUUUGUAACGAAUAUGAAUUUUACUCCGAAAAGUUUAUAGACGAACUGGUGAAAAUAUCGGAAAAUCUCGACAACGUGGACAUCAAUCUCGAAGUGAAUGAAAAUAAAUGUAGUGCGAGUGCAAUCGCCGAGAUGGAUGACGUGGGUUAUGACGAUCUUAACGACAACAAUCUCUAUAAUCUUUUCGAGCCCGAGAUUACGUCUCAGCCUAUCGUCGGGAAGAUACAGAACAUUAAUAGGAUAAAAUUGAAAGAGGAAAUGGCACCAACCGUCAGAGCCAUCAACAGAGAGUACGGUCAAGGAGAUGGACCUGUUACUGCUGAAGCUAACGCUACUAAGUACCUGGAAGCGAACGGAGAAAUAAAAUUUAUACGAAUUUGUGCAGAUUCAGAUUCUCCGUUCUUAUAUCAUUGGUCAAGACUCUGGAAAAAGAAAAUGUGGAAACGACAAUGCACUCUGCAGAUCGCGUAUUCGUCCCUAACCGAUAACGAUUCGUCAAAAGUUGCUACAAAAUGCUACAAUAAUGCUACACAGGAAAAUGCAUACCAUAAUACUUGCGUUUCGAAUCUUUCAGCAGAUAUAUGCCAGAAUACGAAUGAAAUGCAAGAAAGCAAAUUGCCAAGUUUGGAAGACGCAAUUAAAAUUAGCGGUACAUUAAUACAGGAUGUAAAUCAUUUCGGCGGUUACCUACAGCCCUUAAACUUUUCCGAAGAUCGCGAAGAUUUUCUAAAAAAGUUCGAGGCUGCAAUAGCGACAGAUAAUUCCGAAGUGCAUUUCUCUGCACAUUACGUCAACAAUAAAUUGAUUUUCAACUCUACAACUAAAAAGCCGUUUAAUGUCAUGUAUCAAAUCAAUAAGAUCGUUUACGAAUAUCCAAAUGCAAUGCGUCUGGCACACAAGAAACGGCAGAUGCAAGAUAAUACUAUUGCACAAGUUUGCGACUAAUGGUGAUUACAUGUGUUCAGUUAGAUAAUAUUGUCAGCUGAAUCAAUUGACCGGAUACGCUUCGCGAAUUUUCAUUCAUAGCAACAGAACGCUGUUUCCUGUGUUAAUCGAGAAACUAUUUAAUUUUUGCAAGGUUGAAAAAACAUGCCAAGCCGAAUUAACAAUGCGCUCUUUGCGAUUAGAAAUUCUCUUUUGUAUAAACAGGUCAAUGCGAUUAAAAAAUUUGUCGAUAAUGUACCAUUGUACGUACAAUGUAUAAUGUACAAUUUAUC
Molecule: messenger RNA, 2178 nt
Organism: Vollenhovia emeryi
Lineage: Eukaryota; Metazoa; Arthropoda; Insecta; Hymenoptera; Formicidae
Exons: 5
Coding region: 551-1906 (451 amino acids)
Source: RefSeq, a predicted model, not a curated record